GCGGCGUUGGUUUUAAAAUAGAGAAACGUGCUACUCUUGUCAUCGUACCAAGCAUUCCACCCUAAUGAAAGGCUUAAUAUCUGUCAAAGAAAUACUUAUGAAUGUUUGAAAGCAAUAUUUUUUUAUUGUUUGACCUCUUUUCAGUUUAAGCAGCAAAAACAAAGGCGAAAUAAUCCUCGAUUCUUGAGUUCAGUCAAGCAAGUACCAACAAAAAAUGUGUUGCUGCUCUUCGAACCAUCUCUACUGUGUUCAAAUUGCUUGUCUCAAAACAUGGCGGAGGGUGGUUACUCAGUCGGUGACCCUGUAUGGGCCAAGCUGAAGGGUUUUUCUCCAUGGCCUGGAAAGAUUGCUGUUGCACCAGAUCACUUGAAAACUCCAUCCAAGAAAAAGGGCUAUUGUGUGUAUUUCUUUGGAACAGAAAACUAUGCAUUCAUCGAGACACAGUUUAUCAAACCAUUCAUCCCACACAGAGAAAAGCUCACCAAAGCCAACAAGUCAAAUCAAUUUAAGGAGGCAUUGUCUGUGAUUGAUGAGUACCUCAGGAAGAGGGAACUUGGAAUUGAGGAGGAUGACAGCCCUCCUGAAGGUAAUGGCGAGGAGGCGGCGCCGGAUUCGCCGGAAUCAGGCAGCAAGUCAGACGACGAGCUGCCCGCGGCCGGCGAGAAAAAGCCCUCCAAAACCGCCAAAACCACCGGCAAGCCCAGCAAAGCAAACAGCAAAGCAGCCAAUAAGGCAUCAAACAAGACGGCUCCCGAUAGGCCCGGCGCCGAAAACGCAAAGAAAAGGAAGCCCAAGGAAGCAAAGGACAAGAAGCCGGCCGUCAAGCGGAUCGCCUCGGAGGCCACCAUUUCGCCGGCGCCCAGUCCGGCCAAGCGCUCCAAGGAGACCGAUGACGAGAGCGACGCGUUCACUUCCCUCAUCAACCACAGUUCAGCACCGAGCAGCACGGCCGGCACCAAGCGGGUGGCCUCGCUGCUCGACCGACCCACGCUCGUCAUGAGGCCGGAGACGCCGCCGCUGGACGUGGAGCAGGUCUCGGCGGCGCUGAAGCAGAAAAACAUCCAGCCAUCCGAGCUGCGCUUCGGCGUGCUCGGCCUGGGCGUCAUGGGCUCCGGCAUCGUCAAGAACCUGCUGAACUCGGGCCACAAGGUGCACGUAUGGAACCGCUCCUCAGACAAGUGUGACGACUUUGUAAAGGCCGGCGCCGAGCGGGGCCUUACUCCCAGUGACGUCAUCAGUGCCGCUGACGUCACAUUCUGCUGUGUCUCCGACCCACAAGUGGCCAAAGACAUUAUAUUCGGCAACUGCGGCGUACUUCAGGAGAUCACUACCACCAAGGGCUACGUGGAAAUGACGGGCAUUGAUGCCGAAACCUCGCAGGACUUGGCCGAUGCGAUAGGUGCCAAGGGCGGCCGGUACAUGGAGGCGCAGGUGCAGGGCAGCAAACAGCAGGCCGAGGAGGGUACCUUGGUGCUGCUGGCUGCCGGCGACCGCUCCCUCUUCGACGACUGCCAGUCGUGCUUCCAAGCCGUCGGCAAAAACUCCUUCUAUCUCGGUGAGGUGGGCAACGCGUCCAAGAUGAAUCUGGUGCUGCAGCUGAUGACGGGCGUCUCGAUGGCCGGCCUGGCCGAGGGUAUGGCGCUGGCCGACCGCUCCGGCCUGCAGCAGAAGGACGUUCUGGAGGUGCUCGGUCUCACCACACUGGCCUGUCCGCUGCUGCUCGAAAAGGGCAGAGCCAUCAUCGAGGGCGGCUUCCAGACGCAGAUGGCGCUGAAGCACAUGCAGAAGGACCUGAAGCUGUCGCUGACCAUGUCGGACCAGCUGGAGCAGCCGUUGCCCCUGACGGCCGCCGCCAACGAGAUGUUCAAGCAUGCCAAGCGGGUGGGCUACGGCGACCAUGACGUGUCGGCUGUCUACAUCCGCGCCCGGUUCUGAGCGCGCCGCGCACCAGUACAAACUGCCGACUGGCUGGGACUCGCCGCGACCGGACGGCGGACGCACGACCGGCGCUGGGACAUCGGGCCCGUGACGAUUGCCGUGACAUUAGGACUGUGGUGGCGCCGUGACUCCGCGUGAUGUUCGACCCGUGACGGGCGCCGUGACGCCCAGUGACAAUACCGAGGGUCGCGAGUGGUUGUUCGGUGGCGCGACGUGCGGCGUCGGUGCCGUUUUAGAUAUGUUACCUGUGUGUGAGCGCGCUCGCUGUACAGUUGUCUGUCUGUGUGCGAGCCGGUGUCUGUUGCCGUUGCCGUACGGCUGUUGGCGGUGUGGUUGGUAGUGUACAGUCUAAGUUUCACCCGCUGCCGUACUGGCCGGGCCCGUGUGGUGGCCGUGCGCCCUGCGUUUCGUUCUCAGCUGUCGACGGCGAUAUUUUUAUACGUUCCCUUUGCCGGUGCAUGGACCCGGAGCCUUGACAGUCCGGUUGGAUUGAUACAUCUUUACAACACGUUCAUCGCCCGCCUUAUUUGAGGGCGGACAGAGCCCAGUUAAAUACAAACCCAUUGAGCACGGU
Amphibalanus amphitrite is the source of this 2512-nucleotide messenger RNA. Its product is annotated as putative oxidoreductase GLYR1 homolog. The record is from RefSeq and is a predicted model, not a curated record. Gene Ontology annotation, molecular function: NADP binding; NAD binding; oxidoreductase activity, acting on the CH-OH group of donors, NAD or NADP as acceptor. NCBI's taxonomy places the organism in Eukaryota, Metazoa, Arthropoda, Thecostraca, Balanomorpha, Balanidae. The coding region runs from base 271 to 1935 and encodes 554 amino acids. The transcript has 12 exons.